Aspergillus vadensis CBS 113365 is the source of this 535-nucleotide messenger RNA. Its product is annotated as DUF3140 domain-containing protein. The record is from RefSeq and is a predicted model, not a curated record. The coding region runs from base 58 to 414 and encodes 118 amino acids. The transcript has 3 exons. NCBI's taxonomy places the organism in Eukaryota, Fungi, Ascomycota, Eurotiomycetes, Eurotiales, Aspergillaceae.
CUUCACUAUCUCAAGAAUUUACCACACCACAUAGCAGAACAGAAAAUCCUCAUCAAAAUGGUCAAAUCCAAAGACACCGUCAUCGACGAAUUCAACUCCCUCGUCAACAUGACGCCCAACGAACUCCGCGACUGGCUCAAAGGCACCCAAUCGCAGUCCUCAGGCUGGACGAACGAGUCUUCCUCGUCGGGGGAGACAAUCGGACAUGAAAGCGGCCGCAAAAUCGUCUCCAUCCUCGAACACAACCCGUCCAAAGACCCAUCGGGGUACUCGGACGAAGACGUCGAUCAUAUGCGAAAGGUAGUGUCGUACUGUAAACGGCAUUUGGCGCAGGAGGAGACGGCGAAGCAGAAUACGGAUAGUAAGAGUUAUAAGUCGUUGAAGAAUUGGGGGCAUGAUCCGCUGAAGGGAUAAUUCUAUUUCUUUGUUUUUCAAGGAUAAAGAGGUGGGUUGGGGUUGGCUGUUGGGGAGUAUUUUGUUUGUAGCGUAGGGAAAUACUAUGAUACUUUUCAGUUGAGGGUUCGAUCGAAUUCAG